Rasamsonia emersonii CBS 393.64 is the source of this 297-nucleotide messenger RNA. RefSeq lists its product as uncharacterized. The annotation marks the transcript as partial. The transcript has a single exon. The record is from RefSeq and is a predicted model, not a curated record. Lineage: Eukaryota; Fungi; Ascomycota; Eurotiomycetes; Eurotiales; Trichocomaceae.
AGCGUAAUCAGGUAUUCGUCCCUUGCACGUGGGGUGGACCUCAUCUCCAAACACAUUCCUUUGCGGCCAUCGUGCAGCUUUCAUAGGCUAGAAGAAGUCCGUGGUAGUGCAUCGUAUAUUUGCCCCUCAAUGACCCAAGUCUCGACCUCGUCGUCAUGUCUGUGCGCAGGUGCAGCCAAUCAAACAGCCAGCUCAAAGCCUCAAAGACGCGUCAGGAAACCUUUUACUCAAAUGUCGAGAGAAAGACGCUGUCAAAGUCGGAAGACGUUUAUACUGGCGGAUCACCGAUCUAACUAA